This is a messenger RNA of Anopheles stephensi (Asian malaria mosquito), 2224 nucleotides long. RefSeq lists its product as uncharacterized. The transcript has 4 exons. The coding region runs from base 458 to 1114 and encodes 218 amino acids. The record is from RefSeq and is a predicted model, not a curated record. NCBI's taxonomy places the organism in Eukaryota, Metazoa, Arthropoda, Insecta, Diptera, Culicidae.
UCCCACUUCAUGCCUGAACGCUUCCACCAGUAGUGUGUUUGCCGAAUUUUCUUCCUGAGCAUAAGCUACCCUCACACUCCACCUCGAUACUACCUUCCCUCUCCAUUCCGGAGCGCUCGUUCCGUUAAGGUGUUCGAAAAAUUUCGCCUUGCGCUCGGCUCACACUCUCGCACUCUCACAUAGUCCACCACUCUACGCUACUCCUGAAUGCUCUCUCGUUCUAUGUGUUGGAAAUUCACACUUGUGGUAUAAAGUUUACCAGACAGAUCACAGUGUUUUUGGUGAAAUAAACUUUACCGUGUGGCUAUUGAACGAGUUUAAGUCUAUUCGCAUGCGCAAAAGUGUUUGAUCGUACUAGUGCAGUGAACCAAGUGAUGAAAGAGGCGUUCAGUAUAGUUCCGUGGAUCAGGAAGCCGAUACGGAUUUCGACGUGCACGAGGACAGCGAUUGUCAGGACAUGAAGAGUGACACCACCUAUAGUUUCUUCGAUAACAUAACGCUGGCAGAAGGGCUUCGUUAUAUUGCCGUCACGAAAAAUUUAUCGCGGUCAACCGUCAACAUGAUACUGGCCCUACUUCGAAGAAAACUAAAUGUGUUGCUGCCAACGGAUUCGCGCACCUUGCUGAAAACGCCUUCCCAAAUUUCCGUCGACGGAUUACCGCUUCAUAAUAGUUCGGCAAGGCAACUAUGGCCGAUUCUUAUGAAGGUUGAGGAACUGCCAGAAGCCCCGGUAAUGUUAGUUGGGACAUAUUGCGGAUACACCAAGCCGGACAACAUCGAGCAGUAUUUGCGGCCACUCGUGACGGAAAUAAAUGAACUGCAUGAGAGAGGUUUGAUGUUCGGCGAUAAAAUGGUGCAUACUAAACUAUGCAUGUUUAUCGCGGAUUCACCUGCUCGCUGUUUUGUCAACGCUACCAUUAUCUUCGUUGGAAAACAUAGCUGCCUGAAAUGUUCCUGCGUUGGAGUGCACGAAGCGAACAAGGUAAUUUUUGUUUAUGUGGAUGCUGAGUUGCGUACAGAUGAAGGGUUCAGGAACAGGGAAGAUAGAGAGCAUCAUAAAAGUUGGCGAUCACCGUUAGAAGAUAUUAGCUGCUUUGAUUUGUUUCAAUUGUAGCAGAACGUUUACAUUUAUUAGAUAUCGGGGUAACAAAAAAGAUAGCAAGAGGUUUAGUAGAGCACAAUUUUUUAGAUUUUGGAAGAUGGACAGCCCAACAACACGAAAACGUGUCUGAUUUUCUAAUGUCAACACAGCUUCCGGUAGAAAUCAAUAGAAGAUUACGGCACGUUAAGUUUAUUAAGUAUUGGAAGGCAACAGAAUUCCGCACGUUUCUCCAUUACGUUAGCAUAAUUGUGUUUAAAGAUUUUGUGUGGGAAAAAGCUUUUAAUCAUUUCCUGCUCUAUUUCUCUGCAAUAACCAUUUUACAAUUUUUUUUGUUGCAAUAACCAGAACAAAACACCACCAUCUUUGGACGCUUGCUAAAAAGAUGUUGUAUAAAUUUGUAAAUGAUUUUGCCAAUUUUUAUGGUCGUAGACACAUUUAUGAUGACGUUGAUAGGUUUGGUCCCUUAGAUAAAAUAUCAGCUUAUGUUUUUGAAAACCAUUUGCAAUUUAUUAAACGUUGCAUUAGAUCAUGCAAUAGAUGUUUCAAGCAGGUUAUAACGAGGGGUAGAGAGUUUGAAAAUAUUAAGAAGGCUUAUCAUAUAAUAACACCAACUUAUCCUAAGUUGUUGGCCAACGGCUCCGGCUUGCAAGUUCCCCCCAGACAAAAAGUGAUCUAAAACGACUGAGAGCCCCUAAUUUUGUGUCAUAUCCCCUGAAAUUAGGACCGGGUUGUGAGAAUGUGUGAGUGAGCACGUGCAGCCAUAUUGUAUGCAUGUGGUAGUGAGAUACGGCGGCAUGAAUGUAUGCAUGUAUUUGUGAUAUCGGUUUGGUUUUGGACGGCUCCGAAAUAGACAAUGGUCUAGUUCACAUUGAAACAUUUAUUGAAUAGGCAAGGUUUAUUUUCAAAUCGACUUACUCCGGCACGUUAGCGUUUAAAAGUUGUCUGUAAAGUUGGUGAUUAAUUUUCCUUUUACAAGGUAAAACCGUAUUAAAAUGAAAUCGCUUUAUAAUUAAAUACUAAUUUAAUCCCUACAAACGAAUUAUAGAUGGAUUCCAAGAAGCAGGAUACAAAUAAUAACAACUUGCCGCUACCGCCACAGGAAGACAAGAAGUACCUGUUUCU